ACUCAGCUUUUAAGCGUUACACACUCCAAAACACAUUCUUUGAAAACACCUUACCUUAUAAGCAUCACAGUCAACCCAGUCAUGCCUCCAAAGCAAAACAAGGAGACAGAAGAUGAGCCGAAAAUACAGGCUAUUGUUCUGGCUGAUUCUUUCCAGACAAGAUUCAUGCCUUUGACGUCCGUUAAGCCAAGGUGCUUGUUACCGUUAGCCAAUGUGCCGUUGAUUGAGUACACUUUGGAAUUUUUGGCACAGUCAAGCAUAGUGGAUGAAGUAUACAUUAUGUGCUGUUCCCACGCAGAUCAAAUUCAGGAGUACAUCGACGAAUCGAAAUGGGUUAACCUUUCUUCUCCUUUUAAAAAAAUUCAAACCAUUCCAUCGAAAGAGUCCAGAUCAGUGGGUGACGCAAUGAGAGACAUCGAUUCAAGAGGCUUGAUUACAGGAGAUUUUAUCUUGAUUUCUGGUGAUGUUGUCACGAAUGUGGAUAUCACCAAAGUCCUGGAAGACCACAAAAAAUAUAAACAAAGUGAUCGUGACUACAUAUGCACAAUGGUCCUCACUCAAGCCGCUCCAAUGCACCGCUCGAGAUCCAAUAUCGAACCGGCAUGCUUUAUCAUGGACAAAGCAACAAACAGAUGUUUAUAUUACCAAGAUUUGCCUCCAAUCAAUGGUAAAAAGACCUCAGUCAAUAUAGAUCCUGAAGUGUUAGAAGAUAUUGGAGAAUUUGAAGUGAAUAAUAGUUUGAUUGAUUGCCACGUUGACAUCUGUACAGCUACUGUUCCAACAAUUUUCCAAGAAAAUUUUGAUUAUCAAACUUUGAGAUCUGAUUUCGUGAAGGGUGUUUUAGGCAGUGAUUUAUUGAAAAAGCAUAUUUAUUCAUACAUAACUACCGAUCAAUAUUCAGCAAGAGUUGAAAGUUGGCAAACAUAUGAUGGAAUCUGUCAGGAUGUCCUUGAAAGAUGGUGCUACCCUAUUGUUCCCGAGAGAAACUUGCUUGAAGACCAAACAUACACCUAUGGAAGUCAACACAUCUACAAAGAAAAUGAUGUGAUACUUUCUCAAUCUUGUAAAUUACAGUCUUGUGUGGUUAUCGGUAAAGACUCAUUUAUUGGUGAUCACACCGAAAUUCAAAAUUCUGUUGUUGGCAGAUCAUGCAAAAUAGGAAAUAACGUGGUGGUAGAAAACUCGUACAUUUGGGAUGGUGCAAUCAUUGAAGACGGAUGUAUUAUCAGACAUGCUAUUGUGGCGAAUGAUGCUAUCAUUAGAAAAAAUGUUAUUUUGAAUCCAGGCUCUGUCAUAGGUUUUGGUGUAGUGAUCGAUGAAAAUGUCAUUGUUGCAAAUAAUGUGAGAAUAAUCAAGAACCCAAUCCGGAGUGCCACAUCUAGUACUUUGAUUUCAAGUGAGGAGGAGGACGAAGAUGAAGAUAAGGUCGAGGACGAUGAGUUUGACGUCCCUUCACGUGUUGUAAGUGAAAUGGCUUUACGUGAUCCAAAUGUCGUUGGCUAUAACGGCUUAGGGUUCCUUUAUGAAGAUGACGAAGAUUCCCAGGGAGGAAAUGGCGGAAUUGUAUAUGAGAUGGCAGAACUCAAUCUCUCUGACUCAUCAAUCGCCUCCAGUGCGAUUACUGUACACCACACGAAUAAGAAAAAGAAAAGAACGCACUCUUCAGCAAGUGGAUUUGUGUCUGAAGAUGAAGGUGAAAGUUUUGACAUUGAAGCAAUAGCAACAGUUGAACGUGCUAUGGAAAAUAAUCAUGAUUUGGACACUGCAAUGUUAGAACUGAACACGUUACGUAUGAGUAUGAAUGUGACCUAUCAUGAAGUUCGUGAAUCCUCAUGCUUGGCUAUGGUUAAACGUGUCAACCAUUUUGUAGAUACAGAUACAUUAGGUGUGAAGAAUGCUGCAGAAAAGAUAUUUAGACAAUGGGGUAAGAUGUUUGAAAGGCAAGUUUUCGAUGAUGAGGAUCAGGUUGAUCUUUUGCUGAUUUUACAAAACAUCUGUCACAAAUUGGAUGCGGAAUACAAGGCAUUACUGUUUGGCUGUAUUGCAGUUGUCUUAUACGACAUUGACAUCUUAGAUGAUGAGAACAUUAUUGCUUGGUGGAACUCUGAGGAGUCUAAGAAUGUCCCUGAAAUUAGGGAAAAGAUUGCAAAAUGGAUCGAAAUGUUGAUGGCCGAUUCCAGUGACGAAGGAAGUGAAGAAGAAGACAGUGAAGAAGAGUAAUGUUUCCUUACUGUGCAUUAUACAUAGACAUAUACAAGAAGAAAAAAAACCUUAAUUAAUUAGUAAAUAACAAAGUCAUUGUCUGCGUAUAAUAGUUGCUGAUAGUCCUUUUCAAACAAAAUCGACUUUAUUUUUUCGAGGAUAUCUAUUGAUUGAACGUCCAUUCCAUUUAAUUGGAAAACUUUCAAGAUACCAACAAAAUGUCCGUAAAUCUCAAAAUCCGAGAUCAACAAGGAAACUAGUCCACCAAUAUAUAUAUUCCAAUGACAAAUGAUUGCACAUGAGGAACGGUAAGGCAUAGAAUAUAUUAGAUCCAAAAUGUCACGCAGGAUUGAUCUGAUAAUUGAUUUAUCUCUAGUGCCGAUAAAAAAGUAUGUGAUGAAUAAUUUUAACCCAUCCAUGUAUAGCAAAUUACAGUACUUUAUAGAUAGGUCCAUUUUGUAAUCUUCGAGCUCUAACCUUUCGUACUC
Pichia membranifaciens NRRL Y-2026 is the source of this 2690-nucleotide messenger RNA. RefSeq lists its product as hypothetical. The transcript has a single exon. Gene Ontology annotation, molecular function: translation initiation factor activity; translation initiation factor binding; guanyl-nucleotide exchange factor activity. Bases 82 to 2220 code for a protein of 712 amino acids. Gene Ontology annotation, biological process: biosynthetic process. The record is from RefSeq and is a predicted model, not a curated record. Gene Ontology annotation, cellular component: eukaryotic translation initiation factor 2B complex. NCBI's taxonomy places the organism in Eukaryota, Fungi, Ascomycota, Pichiomycetes, Pichiales, Pichiaceae.